Messenger RNA from Dufourea novaeangliae, 1478 nucleotides. Its product is annotated as adenosine 3'-phospho 5'-phosphosulfate transporter 1-like. Gene Ontology annotation, molecular function: 3'-phosphoadenosine 5'-phosphosulfate transmembrane transporter activity. The record is from RefSeq and is a predicted model, not a curated record. Gene Ontology annotation, cellular component: endoplasmic reticulum membrane; Golgi membrane. The transcript has 8 exons. Gene Ontology annotation, biological process: transmembrane transport. Bases 150 to 1478 code for a protein of 442 amino acids. Lineage: Eukaryota; Metazoa; Arthropoda; Insecta; Hymenoptera; Halictidae.
AAUACUACUUUCAAUUUAUUGACAUAGUAAUUUUACACUUUCGUACUCAUAAGUGCAAUCGAAAACCAUUUAACGUGAACAGAGCAAGGUUAUAAAACGCAUUACCAGUCAUUUAUUUCAAAACAUAAAUUCAAUUGUAAUUAAAAACAAUGCGAAAUUUUGUAAGCGAUCUUGUAAUUUGCAUACUGCUACUACUUUCAGUGAGCCUUAUAUUUGGAGCUAGUGAAGUUAUUAAGUCUCUUGUAAACACAGGACAAACAUUUUUAGAUUCUCCAUCCUACAACUGGAUUAUUCAGUUGUGUUUAAACUUACUAAGCUAUGCUACUAUACUUUUGCCAGGCUGUCUCAUUUAUAAAUAUGUACGUUACACCAAAUACAUACAAAGAGGAGGCAAGGGAUGCAUUCCAAGGAUGGUACAUUCAUGCUUUGUGGGUCACUGCGAAACAGGACUCUUGGACUCUUCUUACUCGUCCAUGACAUCAAAUCUUAAGCAACGUACUUUUAUGCAAGAUGCAUUAUUACUUAUGUAUUGCUUCUUUGGUUUACAAGUCAGUUAUUUAACAUGGGGUUAUUUACAGGAGAAGAUAAUGACACAGGAAUACGAAGAUCUUAACGGAAACAAAGACCAUUUCAAAGAUUCUCAAUUUUUAGUAUUUGUUAAUCGAAUUCUGGCAUUUUUAAUGUCAGGAUUAUAUUUAACAAUUCAAAGGCAACCUCAGCAUAAAGCACCACUCUAUAAAUAUGCAUUUUGUUCUUUGUCAAAUAUCAUGAGCAGUUGGUGCCAAUAUGAAGCUUUAAAAUACGUUAGCUUUCCAACACAGGUAUUAGCAAAAGCUUCUAAAAUAAUUCCAGUUAUGAUAAUGGGAAAAAUAAUUUCACGUACCACGUACGAGUAUUAUGAAUAUGUUACUGCAAUACUAAUUUCCAUUGGAAUGACAUUAUUUAUGUUAGAUAGUUCUGAUUAUAGAAACGAUGGAGCUACUACUAUGUCUGGUACUAUUCUCCUAGGAGGCUACUUAAUAUUAGAUAGCUUUACAAGUACCUGGCAGAAUGCAUUAUUCAUAGAAUAUGGUGCAACAAGUGUACAAAUGAUGUGUGUAGUUAAUAUGUUUUCCUGUCUAUUUACAGCGAUGUCUCUAUUUCAGCAAUCAAGUUUUCCCCUCAUAUUUUCAUUUAUGACAAAGUAUCCCAGAUUCAUUGUCGAUUGUUUACUCAUAUCAAUCUGUUCUGCGAGCGGCCAGUUGUAUAUUUUUUAUACGAUUUCUAAAUUUGGGCCAGUAACAUUUGUUAUUAUAAUGACUAUUCGACAGUGUUUAGCUAUAUUGUUGUCCUGCUUGAUAUAUCGUCAUCUUAUCACAGUUGUCGGUAUAAUUGGUAUAUUAUUAGUAUUCGGCUCUGUAUUUUUACGAAUAUAUUGUAAUAACAGACUGCGAGCAAUUAGAAGACGUAGAGCUGCUGCCAACAAUGUAAAAGAUUAA